GGAUUCAUGUUCUUCAUAGUGCACUUGGAGGCGUAGGAGCAGCAUCAGGUGCUGCUGGAUCUUCGCUAGGAGGUCUAGGAAUAGGGACUACUAGGACAACGACAUCUACUUCUGCUGUAUCGGGAUCGGGUGCAGCUGGGUCUAACAAGAACUACAUAACUCCUACGACCUCAUCUUCCAGUACAACCCUGAACAAGAACUCUUCUGCUAAACCAGCCUUGCGCAAGAUCGUUGAGCAAUAUCUAGAAGAAAAUUGGAUCGAAGUUUUAGUUGUUGUGAACGGGGAUGAACCGAUCACGGGUGCUGCGGUGGAGGCACGGACUAGCUACCGAUACACGGACAUGAUUUGGGAUCAUAUCUUCUUAAGGUUCAGCUUUCAAUGGUCAUUGGGGUUGGUCACUGAGAUCGAAGAGGCGACCCCUUGAGAGAACAGGGGAAAACGAAGGGAAAGGGGAGAGCUUUGAAGGGGGUCCCUUCCGUUCAGAGUCAGUGACCAUUGAAGGCUGAGCUUUAAUCUUCGCACCCUGUGUGGGCAUAAGUAGUAUUAAACAUUUCUUCUCCCCCAGCACAGGCGGAGGAGUUCUAGGCCCUCGUGGAGGAGCUGUAGGUGUAGUUGGACCUCCUCGACCUCCGAGUACUACAACUGCUCAUAGUUUUCCGUCGAAUGCUGCACUUGGAGGAGCUGUAGGACGUCAUUUCCAACAUGAUCCAAAUAUGACGUCAUUUGCAACUGGUGCGGGACGAGCCAACACGUCUACGCUUACCACGUCCAAGAAAAGCGCGCUAGAUCUCAUUUAUUCCAGCACUUCUAGUUCUUCCUCUUCUUGCGCCAAUGAUGACUGUGGUACGCGUACGCCUUGUCCGACUUUAGAUUUCAAGAAAUUUCACAAAUUAAUCCCCUAUCAUCCUAUACCCAAAGCAACGAAUGUUUCUAGAGAUUUGAAGUUGCAGAGUUAUCUGUAAGUCAGUGUUCUUGUAUGUAAGUUUUUGACUUUUUGACCAACACCUAGGAUAAGUUGGACAUGGGCAUUAUGUAGUUUUUCUUACGCUUUCCAUUCGUUCUCUUUCAUUAUGGGAGUGUUGAUUGCUGAGAACAUGAUGAAUCAAUGAAUACCAUGGCCCCAAAACCACACCUAAUGAUCGAAAUACGUGACUUAAACUGCCC
This is a messenger RNA of Amoebophrya sp. A25, 1165 nucleotides long. The record is from the annotation of a GenBank genome assembly. Lineage: Eukaryota; Dinophyceae; Syndiniales; Amoebophryaceae.